Hirsutella rhossiliensis is the source of this 975-nucleotide messenger RNA. Its product is annotated as PIF1-like helicase domain-containing protein. Gene Ontology annotation, biological process: telomere maintenance; DNA repair. The transcript has 5 exons. Bases 1 to 975 code for a protein of 324 amino acids. Gene Ontology annotation, molecular function: DNA helicase activity. The record is from RefSeq and is a predicted model, not a curated record. NCBI's taxonomy places the organism in Eukaryota, Fungi, Ascomycota, Sordariomycetes, Hypocreales, Ophiocordycipitaceae.
AUGGAUUGGCAGGAGAAGGAUGUGCUCGUCAUCGACGAGGUGAGCAUGCUCGGGGCGCGGACGCUGCACGCCGUGAACGAGCGGCUUCGCCGGCUUCGCGGAUCGCGGCAAGAUUUCGGGGGGAUCCCCAUCGUCCUCUUCUGCGGAGAUUUUCAGCAGUUCCGGCCGGUCCAGAGAGACAACUCGUUCAAGGCCGAGCAGCGUCACCAGCACGACAAAGCGCACGCACUGUGGAAGAGGUUCACGACGGUCGUCAUGCUGGACGAGCAAAUGCGCGCCGCCGGCGACCCGGAGCUGCAGAGGCUGCUGAAGCGGAUCCGUCUAGGCGUGCAGGAUCGGACGGAUCUAAACCUCCUCAACUCAAGGAAUCGGUGGAACCUGAACAUGGAGGCGAGCCUGGCGUUCCGGGUCCAGCAGCGGUCGACGAUGCGCAUUUUCAUCUCCGAGCACAAGUGGAAGGAGGAGCUGCCGACGGAGGAAGAGGCGAUCAUGAUACUCAACCAGGGCGACGAUAGCGCGAUCCCGGUGCCGGCCGUCUUCAUGUUCGUGGCCGGGAUGCCCAUCGUCGUGAACCACAACACCCACCAGGGGCUGAAGCUAGUGAACGGCGCGAGCUACUCGGCGGUGGAGGUCAUUGUCGACAAGGCGUACCCGGGGCAUCGGAUCUCGGCCGAUAUGACGAUCCACUUCGGGCCGCCGGCGGGAUGCGGUGCCGGGGAAAAGGCCCGUGGCAACGCAACGACGUCAGCCGAAAGGUGCGACCCGUACGGCCUGUACGUGCAGCUAUCGCGCUGCCGAACUCUAGACGGCAUCAUGCUCGUGUCCAAGGUGCGGGACAGAGACUUGGUGGGCAACCGGGUCCCCGAGGAGAUGACUGCCGCACAGGCCAGGCUCGAGGUACUGAGCGAGAGGACCGUUGAGGAGGCGUUGCGCUGGCUGGACGGUGAUGCUGAAGAGUCAAGGCGGCCGCGCUAG